Messenger RNA from Hippocampus comes (tiger tail seahorse), 4638 nucleotides. It is a transcript of the gene nfatc3a, whose product is annotated as nuclear factor of activated T cells 3a. The record is from RefSeq and is a predicted model, not a curated record. NCBI's taxonomy places the organism in Eukaryota, Metazoa, Chordata, Actinopteri, Syngnathiformes, Syngnathidae. Gene Ontology annotation, biological process: cytokine production; calcineurin-NFAT signaling cascade; regulation of transcription by RNA polymerase II. Gene Ontology annotation, molecular function: transcription factor binding; RNA polymerase II cis-regulatory region sequence-specific DNA binding; DNA-binding transcription factor activity, RNA polymerase II-specific. The coding region runs from base 468 to 3779 and encodes 1103 amino acids. The transcript is spliced from 10 exons. Gene Ontology annotation, cellular component: transcription regulator complex.
GUGUCUGCUGACAUCACAGCUGGAAGUGCCUUGUCACGCGGGGUUAGUAAAAGUUGGGAUCGGAGCUCCACAGGGCGAGAGAGACACACAAGUCAGGCCGGCGCAGAGGCAGCGAAACCGGGCUACAAAUUACCCGACCGUUCGCUGACAUUACGACGAACAGUCAAACACGAUCGGGAGACAACUCUUUUUAUUUGUUUGGAGGAAGAGUGGCAUACACGGCGACUUUUUCCGAGGUUAAAUGUUGUUUUUGGCCAAAUUAGAAGACUAUUUUGGAUUUGUGGAAGUAACGAAGGACACUUUGACUGUGUGAUUCAAGCGCCAAAUGAAGCAAAGUUGAAGUUCAGCGUCGGCGUCGUGCCACUCGGUAAAUGUUGCGACGUUUUCGGAAAGCGUAAACCUGCUUCGACGGUCGAGCGGCGGCGUGGGGGGGUUUCAGAGACGAGUGAGCCGAGCUGUCAAACCCGAUGACGACGGCAAACUGCCCCGGUAAUGAGGAGCUCGACUUCCGACUCAUCUUCGGGGAGGACGGACAGCAGCAGCAGUUGGGCCCCGCAGAUCUGGAGCCAGAUGACAACACAUCGUUCUACAUUCUAAAUGUGGGGCAGCCCCCAUCAGUGGUCACGAACCACCAGUCAAUCAGCCUCCCCCGACAUGGCAUGCAGUCGCACUCCCCGCUCAUCAGCACUUCACCUCGCCUUCAGUCACAUAAACAAGGACCCAUGCACCUGACUUAUGAGGCACAGGACUCAAAGUAUGGCACCUCCCCCUUACUCCAUUCUGCCCCAGUGGAGGCACCAAAGGCCUUCGAAUGCCCCAGUAUUCAGAUUACCUCCAUCUCCCCGAGCUGCCAGCAGGAGAUGGAUGCCAAUCAACAAGCUCUGAGGCCAAAUGGCCCCGAUAGGGAGUACCACAGUGAGAGGCCUCUAUCCAGAGACCACCUGUAUUUGCCUCUCGACCACUCGUACCGGGACUCCUCCCUCAGUCCGAGCCCAGGCAGCAGCCUCUCGUCCAGGAGCUGGUUUUCGGAUGCUUCCUCCUGCGAAUCAUUUUCCCACGUCUACGACGAUGUCGAGGCAGAGCUCAAUGAAGCCGCCGCUCGCUUCACCCUGGGCUCGCCGCUUACGUCGCCGGGGUGCACGUCCCCACAAACGGGCGUCGGCAAUCUGGAGGAACAGCCGCAGUGGCAGCACCCUCACCCUUCCUUCGUCCAGCACUCCCACUCCGUCACGCUGUCGCCUCGACAGUCCCCCUGCCACUCACCGCGCACCAGUGUCACUGAUGAGAACUGGCUUAGCCCACGGCCACCUUCUCGGCCCUCCUCGCGUCCCACCUCACCCUGCGGGAAGAGGCGCCACUCCAGUGCCGACAUAUGCUAUCCUGGCUCCGUGUCACCACAUCAUUCGCCCUCGCCCACGCCGGGACCUUCACCUAGGGGCAGCGUGACAGAGGACACGUGGGCUGGAAGUCCAUCGACAGGAAUGUCACCUUUCCAGUGCUGCCAAUCUGAGGCAGACAUCCCAUCCAAGACAAGGAAGACCUCACAAGACACAACAGCCAUGCAGCCCUCGGCAAAAGCAGAGUUGGGAAUAGAUGACAAAGGAAAUAUGCUUCCUAAUCUAGACUCGCCCUCAGAAGAGGCUCUCCAGAUCCUCAAGAAGGAUGGGCCUGGGGAGCAGUUCCUCUCGGUGCCCUCCCAUUUUUCAUGGAAUAAACCCAAGCCCGGUCACACACCGAUAUUCAGGACCUCCUCACUUCCUCCCCUAGACUGGCCGCUGCCAAGUCAGUUCGGCCAGUACGAACUGAAGAUCGAGGUGCAACCCAAGGCGCACCACCGAGCACACUAUGAGACCGAGGGCAGUAGAGGAGCUGUCAAAGCGGCGUCAAGUGGCCAUCCCAUUGUCAAGCUGGUUGGCUACAGCGAGAAGCCUGUCAACCUGCAGAUGUUCAUCGGAACAGCAGAUGACCGUUACUUGAGGCCGCAUGCUUUUUACCAAGUGCACCGCAUCACCGGGAAAACUGUGGCCACGGCCAGCCAGGAGAUUGUGAUCACCAGCACCAAAGUUCUGGAAAUUCCUCUCCUGCCUGAAAACAACAUGUCCGCCUGUAUCGACUGUGCAGGCAUCCUGAAGCUACGGAACUCAGACAUUGAACUGCGGAAGGGGGAGACGGACAUUGGAAGGAAGAACACACGGGUACGCGUGGUGUUCAGGGUUCACAUCCCUCAGCCGAAUGGGAAGGUUCUGUCGCUGCAGGCGGCCUCUAUUCCUGUAGAAUGCUCCCAGCGUUCGGCUCAAGAGCUGCCACAAGUUGACAAAUCCAGUCUGACCAGCUGUCUGGUCUGUGGGGGAGAGGAAAUGGCCAUCACUGGGAGCAACUUCUUUCCAGAGUCCAAAGUCAUCUUUUUGGAGAAGGGCCCUGAUGCGCGGCCACAGUGGGAAGUGGAGGCCAAAAUCAUCCGGGAGAAAACUCAAGGCUCAUGUAUUGUAGUGGAAGUCCCUCCGUACCACAGUAAGACUGUGAGCUCCGCUGUGCAAGUGCAGUUUUAUGUCUGCAAUGGAAAACGGAAAAGGAGCCAAUCCCAGCGCUUCACUUACCUUUCAGUGAUGGUGAAACAGGAACACCGGGAUGAGCUGGACCAUCCCGCUGUAUCUGCCAUGUCCAUGCCCCUGACACAUGCUGCCAGUCUGGUGCGCCCUCAGCUGCCUUCCCCCGAUCAGGGCCACCCAUCGGAUAACCUUCUGUCCACCUCCCCGCACGGUCUGGCCUCGGGCUCGGGACCCGUCCUGCUGUCCCUGCAGGCUCCCUGCCCUUCCAUAGGCUCCCCAUCCUUCCAGCACCUGCCUCACCUCCAGGGUCGCAGUUUGCACCACGCUCCCGUCGACUGCCACAUGACGUUCCAUCCGAGCUCCUCUCCCGUCCCACUUCCUGCCUCCCCGUCGCCCUCGCGGCCCUCGUACCAGCCCAUGCAGCGCAACCAGAGUCACGCUCACAGCCUGUCCUUCAACGGCCAGUCAAGCCUUUCUCCUCAGAGCUAUGACAGGAUGCCUUUCCAGCAAAGCCCCGGUGCUGCGUCACACCCGCUGGGCAUGGGGAUAGUGUAUUCCUCCUCCCCCUGCUCGUCCCCGUCAACGCCCGUGUCGUCAGGCCCCAUCGCGGGGUCUCCGCAAAGCCACCAACCCCUUCUCGCCCCCUCGUCCCCACACCUCCACACGAUGGGAGGCUACCACUGCUCCCCGAAUCCCACUCAGGUGCCCUCACCUACUGGCCCCCCACUCGUGGGGCCCCACUCUUCCCAGCUUCAGAGGGCCAUGGGCUACCACCCAGUGAGUCAACGCUCAGCCUCCUGCCCUACACCAUGCACCGCCCCUCCUCCGCAUAUGAUCCCGUCAGCCCAUUCCGGGCCUUCUUCCCCUCAGCUCCACUCGCUGCCCUACCAGUCUCCCACUUCCUCUUCGCCAGGUAACAGUCCCUUGGGCCCCUUGCAGCAUCCGCAUUCAGGACAUCCUUCUCCUCAGGCGGCUAGCCCGGUCAUGGCCGGCUUGUCCCCGACUGCUGCGGGGCCUUUGGUGCACCCACUAAGCCCCCAGGGGCCAUUCACAUCGGAAGUCGAGAGGCUGAACAUCAAAGAAGAGCCGGAGGAUAGGGAGCCUACCUUCCGCUCGAUAGGCCUACAAGACAUCACACUGGAUGAUGUGAACGAGAUCAUCGGCCGAGACAUGUCGCAGUCCCCCAGUGGCCGUGGCCCCGCCCGAGCAGCCCACGGCGCACAGUCGUAGCUAAAUGGCCAGACGGCAACCAGAACACCAGGGUACUUCAACUCCCACAAUGCAACACCUGUCAGGAAAGCUCGAUAUACUGUAUACACACAUCAAGAGCAUCAAUGUGGGUGAUUUUUUUUUUUUCACGAAAUCACCCUUUUUGAAAUGAUCAAAGCAUUUAUGAUCCCAGUGAGGAGAAGCUCAACAUUCCGCAACUGUCAAGCACCUGUACUUCUCUGAUCACUCACGUCCCCUGCUGUCUAUACAUGUAACUGCCUUACAAUUUAUUGUUUUAUUCUUCUUAUUAUAGAAAUAUAGAUGCCAUAAGAUGGCAGCAAAUCACAUUUUCUGUUAGAUAAGCAAUGACCCAGCUCAAUAAAGCUCCACCCCUCACUUCAACAUAGUAGCUUGGCACCAGGAUGCCACCAGAUGGAGCAAAAGCAACGUCUUUAAGUGAGACGUGGCUCUGGCCUGAGCACAAAAAUAUCAAAUAGUUAAAAAAGAAAAAAAGGCAAACUCCAACCCGUGAUUAAGCGGGGUUCACUGUAUUAUUCGUUGUUAUUAUUAUUACCUGUGUAGCAGAAUUGAAUGGCAGCAAAGUUCCCUUUCUAACCAAAUAAACUGAAAUCUACGAAGAUACCAUUUUAUUUACGAAAAUAUAAGAUCAUCUACUCUGUGCAAUAAUUUUUAAAAAAUCAAUUAAAAGUCUCCCCUGUGUGCCUUGUUUUCAAGAAGACAAAUUGAGUCUCAAUAUUUUCUAUAAAAAAAAAAAAAACAAAACAAAACAAAACAAUAUAGUCCACAAAAUGUUGUCCAACAUCUGGAUGUGGCAUAUUUACACAAAACGAAAAUAACCGCAGCAAUAACGCUCGAAUUG